Tupaia belangeri chinensis (Chinese tree shrew) is the source of this 3098-nucleotide messenger RNA. It is a transcript of the gene SLC6A19, whose product is annotated as solute carrier family 6 member 19. Gene Ontology annotation, cellular component: plasma membrane; brush border membrane; apical plasma membrane. Lineage: Eukaryota; Metazoa; Chordata; Mammalia; Scandentia; Tupaiidae. Gene Ontology annotation, molecular function: neutral L-amino acid transmembrane transporter activity. The transcript has 14 exons. The coding region runs from base 337 to 2241 and encodes 634 amino acids. The record is from RefSeq and is a predicted model, not a curated record. Gene Ontology annotation, biological process: sodium ion transmembrane transport; neutral amino acid transport; nitrogen compound transport.
GCUCUCUGUCCUCUAUCUCUCUAUCUCCAUCUCUUUCUGCCUCUGUUUGUCUCUCCAAACCAACCUCUGCCCUGUCCUUGUCCUCCCUCCAAUCUGUGCUUCCUUGGAAGCCAGCCGUUCCUGAAGGCCACCUGCUGUCUCCUUCCGGGCUCAUCCCUCAGUUCCCAGGUGCCAGGAGCAAAGGUUGGACCUGCACUGUCCCCCGGUCCCCCCCGCUGAGGGGCUUGGGGUGAGGUGCCAAAGGUUCUCUAUAAAGUGCUGGGGCUCCCGGCCGCUGCCACCGCCCCUCCAGUUCCUGUCCCCUGCCCACGCCACCAGGGACCGGCCCCGACCACCAUGGUGCGACUUGUGCUGCCCAACCCAGGCCUGGAGGCCCGGAUCCCGUCCCUGGGCGAGCUGGAGACCAUCGAGCAGGAGGAGGCCAGCUCCCGCCCCAAGUGGGACAACAAGGCGCAGUACAUGCUCACCUGCGUGGGCUUCUGCGUGGGCCUGGGCAACGUGUGGCGCUUCCCCUACCUGUGCCAGAGCCACGGAGGAGGUGCCUUCAUGAUCCCGUUCCUCAUCCUGCUGGUCCUGGAGGGCAUCCCCCUGCUGCACCUGGAGUUCGCCAUCGGGCAGAGGCUGCGCAAGGGCAGCGUGGGUGUGUGGAGUGCCAUCCACCCUGCACUGAAGGGCGUCGGUGUGGCUUCCAUGUUCGUGUCCUUCAUGGUGGGUCUGUACUACAACACCAUCAUCGCCUGGGUCAUGUGGUACUUCUUCAACUCCUUCCAGGAGCCCCUGCCGUGGAGCCAGUGCCCACUCAAUGACAACCUCACAGGCUACGUGGACGAGUGUGCCAGGAGCUCCUCCGUGGACUACUUCUGGUACCGAGAGACCCUCAACAUCUCCACGUCUAUCGACGACUCGGGCUCCAUCCAGUGGUGGGUCCUGCUCUGUCUGACCUGCGCCUGGAGUGUGCUCUACGUGUGCACCAUCCGCGGCAUCGAGACCACCGGCAAGGCUGUGUACGUCACGUCCACACUGCCCUAUGUUGUCCUGACCAUCUUCCUCGUGCGUGGCCUGACGCUGAAGGGUGCCACCAACGGCAUCGUCUUCCUCUUCACGCCCAAUGUCACAGAGCUGGCCAACCCGGUCACCUGGCUGGACGCAGGUGCCCAGGUCUUCUACUCCUUCUCCCUGGCCUUCGGGGGGCUCAUCUCCUUCUCCAGCUACAACUCGGUGCACAACAACUGCGAGAUGGACUCUGUGAUCGUGUCUGUCAUCAACGGCUUCACAUCUGUGUAUGCGGCCACUGUGGUCUACUCCAUCAUCGGCUUCCGAGCCACCGAGCGCUACGACGACUGCUUCGACACGAACAUCCUGACGCUCGUCAACGCGUUCGACCUGCAGGAGGGCAGCGUGACGCAGGAGAACUUCACGGAGUUGCAGCGAUGGUACAACAGGACUCAACACGACACCUACGCGCAGCUGCAGUUCCAGGACUGCGACAUCAACUCCUUCCUUUCAGAGGGCGUGGAGGGCACGGGCCUGGCCUUCAUCGUCUUCACUGAGGCCAUCACCAAGAUGCCGGCGUCACCGCUGUGGUCUGUGCUGUUCUUCAUCAUGCUCUUCUGCCUGGGCCUGUCGUCUAUGUUCGGGAACAUGGAGGGCGUGGUCGUGCCCCUGCAGGACCUCAAGGUCAUCCCCAAAAAGUGGCCCAAGGAGCUGCUCACAGGCCUCAUCUGCCUGGGCAUGUACCUGCUGGCCUUCAUCUUCACGCUGAACUCCGGCCAGUACUGGCUCUCGCUGCUGGACAGCUACGCGGGCUCCAUCCCGCUGCUCGUCAUCGCCUUCUGUGAGAUGUUCGCGGUCGUCUACGUGUACGGCAUGGACAGGUUCAAUGAAGACAUCAAGUUCAUGGUCGGCCAUCGGCCCAACCUCUUCUGGCAAGCCACGUGGAGAGUGGUCAGCCCACUGAUCAUGCUGGUCAUCUUCCUCGCCUUCUUCGUGGUCAAGGUCAGGGAGGACCUCAUCUACAGCGUCUGGGACCCCAGCUACGACGGGUUCCCCAAGUCCCAGAAGGUGGCGUACCCAGGCUGGGUGUACGCAGUGGUGGUCGUCGUGGCCGGCGUCCCCUGCCUCAUCAUCCCCAGCUUUGCCAUCUACAAGUUCCUCAGGAGUCGCUGCCAGAGGCGGGGCGACCGUCAGGGGCUGGUCAGCGCCCCGUCCACCGCCUCUGUGAACGGCGACCUCAAGUGCUGAGGCCCUGCAUGGCAAGGGCAGCCCUGAGCUGGGCAGGGGACUGCAGGGCCCGGGUGUGUGCUGGGGCCUGGGCACGUGUGUGUGCACGGGGAGAGUGCACAUGUUCACACAUGUGCUUGUGUGUGUGUGUGUGAGUGGGAAUGGGGUCUGAGUGUGUUCCCGUAUGUGUGAAUACAUACAUAUGGACACGUGUUUGUGUGUGCAGGUGUGUGUGUGUGUGUGCACAUGUGCAUUUGUAUAUAUGCAGCACGUGCGAUAUUUAUCCAUGUAUGUGAGAACACGUGCGUGAGAAUGUGUGUUUGCAUGUGUAGUGUACAUGUGGGCCUGUACAAUGCAGGUGUGCGUGUGCAUGGUGUGUGCGUGUAUAUGUGCAUGAGUGUUCCUGGCACACAUGACCACUCAGGGCCUGGCGGUCCGCGGUGUCCACCUGGGGUGGGGACCCAGACCCCAGACCUCAGAGCAGACUGGCCAGGCCCCACCACACCCUCACAUGCCCCAGCAAGUCCACGGCUCGGAGCAGAGGCCGCCCGGGUGCACACAGGGACGGGUGGCAUUCCUUCGGCUCCUUGGGAAGAAACUCACCCUUCCUGACCCUGCCCUUGCUCACAAUCCCUUACCCUGGGGAGUCCCAAGGGGGCGAGCUGGGGGUUUUGUCCCUUGAUGAGGAGUGGCCUUCGAAAACAGCCGGAGCGGGUCUGUGAGCGAGAAGAGGCGGCCACGUCCCCCAGACCUGCCCUCAGCCAGCCGGGAAAAGCCCUGGGUCUUGGCCGAGGUCUGGCUUAAUGAGUACCAGCCCCUUUAAUCAUUGUCGGGCCACAGGAGUUGACAAGCAGUGAAAUAAAGCCACCUGGUACAGC